UAUGUCUUUCAGCUCCAGUCACAGGAAGCUGGCAGGGAAUUACCUUCAUGUGAAUAAAUUUUUGCUAGGAAAAAUAGAUGUGAAGUUUGGUUCAUCUUGGUUAUAAGAAGAAUUUAUGGAUUCUUAAGAUAAGAAGGACUAAAACACAUUUCAUCUGAUCAUCUGGAAGGCCUUACAGUACUGCUGUCAUUCAGCCCUGCCACUGCAAUGGAGAAUGAAUUUGUUUUCAGUAGUGAUACAGCAGCUUUAGAUCCAGCCACUGAUCCAGCAGCGGCCAUGAUGUUUCCAGAAUCUAAUGAAAAUGAGCCUGAAGGCUUAACGUUUUAUCACAUGGAUCUCUAUGAAUCAAAGGGAAGAUUAGAAAUCUUUCCUGAAGAACCAGCUGGAAGAGGAGAUGGGGCUCUGGGCGAAACCAGCGAAGAGUCAACAGGGCCAGGGGAAGAUUUUCGCAGUUCUGACCAAAGUGCAUAUGACUUGGAAAAGGAAGUUGAUGAACUAACAAAACUAUAUGGACUUGAUGAGGAUAAAGAAAUAGAUCAGGAGCUUCUUGGUGGGAAUAUAGCUAUAGCUGGGAUUUUAAAGAGCAAAGAGACACCAGCUCACAAGGAAGGUGUAGCAGCGGGAUCAUAUGGCUCCAUAUAUAAUGCACCGAAGAGCAGUUCACCAGUAAACGGCUCUCAGCAUGAAAAACCCAUGGAAAGCACAGAGGAACAGGAACUUCCUGGCAAGGAUUCUCAAGAUGAAUCUCAACCCCUACACAGUGCGAGAGCAUAUGAUGAGUUGCAUAAUCAUGCGAGUUCCAAAGAAGAGCUUAGGAGUGAUGACAGGCAAGAUGAGCAGAAUAUUCAACCAAACAGUGAAGAGGAAGCUGCUGAUAUUUAUUGUGCUACUUGCAAGAUUCCAAUUAGAGCCUUUGACAAAUUGUUUGGUGAUCAUAAGGACCAUGAGGUGACCCAACUUGCCAAUGCAGUGGAAAGUGCAAAGGAGGAGAUUCAGAAAAACAUGUGUAAAUUAGAAGAACAGGUUACUGAAAUGGAAAACUUUGCCAGUCACUUGGAGGAAAUUUUCAUCACCGUAGAAGAGAAUUUUGGGCGCCAAGAGCAGAACUUCGAGAUGCAUUACAAUGAAGUGAUGCAAACACUAACCCAGAGAUAUGAAGAAAAGGUAGAAGGCCUUGGGGAAGAGAAGAAACAGAAGCUAGAAGCCUUGUAUGGGCAACUGGUCAGUUGUGGAGAAAAUCUUGACACCUGUAAGGAGCUGAUGGAAACAAUUCAGGAGCUGUGCAAGGACAAGGAGAAAGCUGAUUUUAUUAAGGCUGCAAUACCCGUGGUCGACAGGCUGGGAGAAUUUUUAAAAAAAGAUAUGGAUUUAGAGCUUUCAACACUGCCAGACUUUGAAGACAGAGUUAUAGAUUUCUCUGAUGUUCAACAACUAAUGGAUUCCAUUAAUACCAUCGCAGCUCCUUCUGCUCCGGUGAUAAAUCCCCAAGCUCCCAACUCAGCGACUGGCACCUCUGUGAGAGUAUGCUGGGGCCUAUUCUCCGAUGACACUGUCGAAUUCUACCAGCUAUAUUAUAAACAAGUCAGUGACGACACACCUAGUGAGGAGCAAGCUGAGCACAUGCUAAAAGUGAAAGAAGCAUACUGCACAGUAACUAACCUGGUGCCAAAUUCACAAUAUGAAUUUUGGGUCAGUGCUUUAAACACCACCGGCGUCAGCCCAGUGAGUGAAAGAGCAGUUUAUGUGACAGCUCCUUCACCUCCUAUCAUUAAAAGAAAAGAGAGCCGAAGCUGUGAAAAUGGAGCACUUGUGUGCUGGGAAUCUGGAAACAUGAAUCCUGUUGACUCCUACACGGUUGAACUGUCCAAACUAACAAAUGGAGAGAAUGGAGAUAUCAUUACAGAAUCUAUUGUUGGAAUUCCUAACUGUGAAGCUCUAAUUCAACUGGAGCCAGGACAAAGUUAUAUUAUCUCUGUAAGAGCUGUAAACAUGGGUGGUCCAAGCGAGAGAAGUGAACCUGUCUCUAUCCACACCACAGGCACUUACUUUUAUCUUAAUGAGGACACUGCCCAUCCUUUGCUGUCUGUUCUAGAAGAUGGAUUAACAAUUGCUUGCAGUGAAAUAGAAAACCUAGAAUGUGAUUUGUCCUUCCGUGAUAACGGUUUUACAAGAUGUAUUGCUAUCCUGGGAAGCAUGAUACCAUUCCAAGGGAAACAUUACUGGGAGGUGGAAGUUGAUGAAAAUAUGGAAUACAGGGUCGGCGUGGCUUUUGAAAAUACUCACAGACACGGGUACCUGGGGGCAAACAGCUCAUCCUGGUGCAUGAGACAUAUUGUCACACCAGCAAGGCACAAAUAUGAAUUUUUGCACAGUGGGACAACGCCAGACAUUAGGAUUACAAUUCCCCCCAAGAGGAUUGGCAUCCUGCUGGACUACGACAACUGGAAACUGUCUUUUUUUAAUCUGGAUAUUGCACAGCACCUUUAUACAUUCAACAGUCACUUCCAGCAUUAUGUGCACCCCUGUUUUGCUUUAGAAAAACCUGGGCUCCUAAGGAUACGUAAUGGCAUUGCGAUGCCCACAUCUAUUACUCUUUUGUGAUCUAUGGCUUGAGUGGCAGCUGCUGAGAAUGGCACGUGUGUAACAAAUUGACAAAAGCCCUAUAUCACAAUCACUUUCUCCCUUUUAAGUACACACCGUUUAUGCUUCAGCAAAUAAUUAAAGGCCCAGUACUGCAUGCAGAACGCCUAUGGAAGGCACCAUCAGCUGAAGGCUUGCAGGAUCAAGCCUGCAGAUUGCUAUAUUUGUCCUAUGUCAUUCAGAGGCUUCAUAAGCUCAGAAAGUUUCUCACCUUGCUGGAGGUGGACAGGCUCAUGCUACCACACUAAAAAAAAGCAGUAUGGACACUGUGGAUUGGGCUGGAGCCCACGCUCUCAGGUCUAGGUAGCAGGAAUAUUUCUACCUGAGGUGAGAGCUCAAUCCCACCUGUAGUGUAGACAUUCACAAGCUUAUAAGGGUAUGUUCACAGAAAGAGAGGAAAUAGCUCCAGGGAUUGAGAUCCUGGGAAAUGAAAGUCUCUUCCUUUUAGGGCAUUGGUUUGAAUCCAGCCCAAGCUAAUAGUGACAAGCAGUUUGGUCAAUGGGAAAUUAGUCAGUAGGGUCAGCCCUGUUCUUAGUGGAGAGGAAUUCAGAUCACAAGAGCCAUCACACUUAGCUCCAUUGUCAGCAAUCUCCAGAGAGGGCCAGGUCCAAACAGGUAUGGAGAUUUACCUUCCUUGUCCUUUCCAGAGGUGAUCGCAUCAGCUGAGGUUUGACACACAGAGGGGACAUUUGAGUUGGGAGGUGAUAUUCCCUACCCAUGCUUCAGAGUAGCAGCUGUGUUAGUCUGUAUCCGCAAAAAGAACAGGAGUACUUGUGG
This is a messenger RNA of Terrapene triunguis (Three-toed box turtle), 3417 nucleotides long. It is a transcript of the gene FSD2, whose product is annotated as fibronectin type III and SPRY domain containing 2. NCBI's taxonomy places the organism in Eukaryota, Metazoa, Chordata, Testudines, Emydidae. The transcript is spliced from 13 exons. Gene Ontology annotation, molecular function: protein binding. Bases 208 to 2601 code for a protein of 797 amino acids. The record is from RefSeq and is a predicted model, not a curated record.